GGCGCACGGUCAAAAUGGCGUUUGUUUUUUUCCUAUCAAUGCGAACAAUGAUUUUUCGUUGGUGAUUCUGGAAAGAAAAAGCGGUUGAUGAAGAUAAUUUUUUCACAAUGACUUCAAAAACUGAUCCUAAUAACGCUGAAUCAGAUGCCCAGAAGGCAGAAGAAAAGGCUAGUAAAGAAGAGUUAGUGGAAGCCAAGAUGAGAAUAAUCCGAAAGAAAAAUGAAGAUCUCAUGAGAAGACAAAAGGAGAUUGAAGAAGACCGUAAAAAUGCCGAUGUGUACAGCAAGUUAGUAGAAAUAAAGAAGCAACAUGGGAGUGGUACAUCAGGAGUGAACAAGGAUUCAUCACAGCCAGGGGGGGUGGCUGGAAGAGGGAGGGGUAGGGGCAGGGGGCUAAUGUUGCAGGAAAUGCGGAAAGAAACACUGAAAGCCAAGCAGUGGGAGGCCAAACGGAAAGAAAAUGUUGUAAAGGAAGAGCAGGAGAGGAAACAAGGAAGUAGGAAUCCCAACUCUGCAAGUAGGUUUCUGAUGGAUGACAAGCGAGUAGACAUGUCCAAAAUGACAGGGCGGAACGAGCACUCUUGGGGUGGAGCUAAUUUCAACAAAGUUGCCGGUCGAAUGCAAAGGGAGAAGGAAGGGUUUCGACCAGGCAGAAAUAGAGAUAAUAUGGAAAUGACUAUGUCAGGGAAAGAGCGGCAACAGUAUCGUGAGUGGAAGGAUGAGAGAAAGAAGAUUGAUGAAGAAAGGAAAGCUCGUCAGAAGAAGGCUGGAAACUGGAGCCGUACAUGGGAUCAGAAAAAGGUCUGGGAUGCAAGACGGAAGAUGUGGGUAUUUGAAGAAUCUGGGGACAAUGGGAGGAAUAUGAGACAUCAUGAUGGUCAUGGUCGUGCAGAAGACUGGGGCAUUGAUAGUAGGGGGAACAAUUACCACAGAGGAAACAGAGGUCAUCAUAAAGGAGGAGGAUUUAGACAGUAUGACAACCAUGAAACCCGAGCUUCUGAAAUGCAACAAGGUAGCAGUCAAAGUGAAGUUUUGGAAAAAAAGAGUACCACAUCAAAAACUGAAACAGAAACUAGAGCAAGACACAACCAGGAUGGCACAGCUAAUGGUGAGGGCACUGGGGAAGAGAAUUGGGAUGAAGAACCAACUGUACCUCUGCAUCAAAAGAAAGAAGAAGAGAGUUUAGAUGCUGUUAUGGAAACAUCAACUGACAAUUCGCAAAGAAUUGAUAAACCCAAACCUCAAAGAGAACGGAAGGAACGAAGAUGUAGUGAUAAGCAUGGUAUUAGUGAAGAUAGUCAGAAAAAUCAGCAAUCUGCAGCAGAAGUGACAAGUGACAAACCACAUAGUGGAACUUCUCAGCAAGAACUUCAGGAAAGCUUACAAGAUGAUUUUGCUGUUAAUGAAGAUUCUCAAGUGCUGCCUGAAUCCACAACUACCAAAGAUUCAUCCCUGUCAGUCAUAUCAGCUCUGCAUGAAUCUCCAGGAGAUAAGAAAGAGGCAGCAGUUGAAUGCAAGGAUCAAAUCAAAAACUUGCAUGAGGAAAGUGAAGAGGCACAAGUCAAUCUAGAAGAUGUAGAAACUGGUGAAAGAGCUAAUGACAUAAUUACAACAGACAGUGAUAAAGAUAAACAAGAAUGCUCACCACAAAAUCCAGCACAUGAAAAACAAGAUGUUUCUAUUGAUCAUUCAGCACAGCAAGAACACAGAGAUGACAGUGCAAACUCUGUUCAUAACGAUACAAUGCUGGCAGAAACGGCAAAUUUGCCUAAACUUAAGACAGACAAAAAAGUUUCUGACACCAAAGAAAACAAUCAGGAAAUGAAAUCAGAUACAGAAGUUGCCAGUGUGAUACAAGCAUCUGCAUCAGAUGCUGACACUCCACCUACACCUGAUUUUUUGAAACUGGAGCAGGACCUUGACUGGGGUGAAAUUGAGAUUGAUGAGGAAAAAAUUGUUGAGAGAUGGUAGCUUUUAAAAUCGAACAGUUUAAGUCACAGAUAGUGUUUUGCUCUGGACAACCCAGUUAUAGGCAUACCCUUUGCUCAAAUUUCCUAGAAUUUCCUUCACAUUGUUUAAGGGCACAAUCAAAUCUCCAUUUUUGUAGUGUAUCUGGUUUAUUUUAACCAUGGGUAAACAAGUAUUUGUAAUCAAAAAAAGUCUUACAAUCUGUUAUUACACCAAGUGUAAUCCUAACAAGACAGUUUGUAAGAAAAUCAUGGCAAUUAAUAUUUUGCCAAGCCAGUUUUACGUUGCCCUCUCCUGGGUAAGUUUUUUUUUAUUUUUGUUAGGCUACAGUUCCCCUGUCCUCCGCUCUUCAGGCUCUGAAAAUAUUCCAGCUUCGAUGCCUGUAUAACCUUCCAACAAAAAUGAGUUUGGAUAUGAAAUAAGAACAGUUUUUAGCCCUGGGGAAUAAAGUGGUCACAGCCUUUCUAUACAUCAUGGUGUGUCCAUGUAUUGAGAUGUAUAUUUCCUAUUAGACAAUUUGGUUUGCAGUAUAGCUGAGUAUUUUUACGAGUUCUGCCAUAUUUUGACAAGUCCUUGUAGUGAGUAAAAAUGUAAUGCACCAAACAUCUAAUAAGUUAUUUAUUAUCCAAUUGCCUUAUUUUUGUGCAUUUCGUCAAAGGUGGUAAAAAACAAAGCAGAUAGAGAAACUUUGCUCAUGCAGUUGACCAUCAAAUAGGUUUUUUUACAGUUACAAAAUAACCAACUGUUCAAAUAUUGUGUGAUAUUUUUACUAGAUGGGUGCAUUAUUUCUACUCUACUCAGUGCAGUUGGAUAAUAGUGCUGGUUAAAUAAUAAUGAGAUUUUUAUUUCACUUUUAAUCACAGUAUGUCUUUUCAACACGCAUAAAAUAUUUGUUACCAUUUUAAUUAAGAGAUGAAAAGUAGUUUGCUAGUCUGCAACAGAUCACAAUAGAAUUGUCAAAAUUGUAAAGUACCUUUUCAGCUUAAUUUUACACCAAUAUGAUAUAAAAUAAAUUAUAGAAAUGUCUGGUGAAAAACUUUUGCUCCUCACUGAAUUGGGUAGCUUUUAAAUACAAUAUGGCUCAACUUUUGCUCUGUGGACGGUUUAAUGCCCAGUCAUGAAAUAGUGUCUACUUGUUAACCUUUUCCACCCUAACAUCAAUAUGCAUAUUCUCCAUACUGUUCUCUAAACAUUUCCCAAGGUGCUGACAAGGAGAAUUUGUUUAACAAUCAAGACCUUUUUUUAUAGGUGAUCAGUUCCUUUAUACUCCUGAUCUUAUUGUUUGACUCAGGGGUGGUGAGGUAAGGAGAAAUUAGAUGCCAGUCACUUUUACACCCAAACAUCAACAAGCAUAUUCUCCUUACUGCUCCCAGCUCAUUUCCUAUGGUUUUGAUGGGGAGAAUUUCUUUAACAAUGACAGAAGCUUCUUUAAGAAGCAUUAAUGUCCCUAAUGUUUGCAAUUUUUUUGAUUCAGCUGUGAUAAUCUAACAAGAAAAUAGAUGCUGGUCACUCUUUAGAGUAAAGGAUUACACUACUUUAAGAGAAAAGAAUGCUAUUAGUGGUACAGUUAAAAUGCCCUGGAAUUUCUGCAUGGCAGGCUAAAUUGAGACUGAAAAUUGAGGCUCCUGAGCUUAGUGUGUACCCUUGACACCCUAACAUCAGUAUAGAUAAUCUCUAUACUAUUCUAUAAAGAUUUCAUAAGGUGCUGACAAGGAGAAUUUGUAUGAAAAUCAAGAGCUUCUUUAUCUGGUGAUCAUUUCCCAUAUUCUCAUGACCUUAAUGUCUGAUUCAGGCGUGAUAUUGUCGGGAGAAAUUUAAUGCUGGUCACUCUUGGAGGUCAAAGACCUGAUUAAAGAAAAUUAUUGGUUUGGAAUUGCUGCAUUUUACUGGGUGUACUAAGAGUUCAAUGUGCAUAUAUGAUCUUUAAUGUUGAUCCAUAAUGUAAAAUAUCGUUAAAUAGACUUGGAGCAAUUAUGGUCAGUAGCGUUUUGUUCAUGCCUUGGCCAACUGUUAGCUAUCAUGCAGCAUUUGUUGCAUUUUGUAGCGUUUUGCAGCAGUGCUGUGGUCAUUGGAGCCCUAAGGCUGUCCUUGCCAGCGGUAUACCUUACCAGUGCAUGUGUUGUUCUAUUUGUUAUUUAUGUUUUCCUCCAUUCAACCACCUGGCUCUAGUGUGAUAGGUGCUCAUAGGGGGUAUGGCAUGGGAAACUCGUAGCUGGAUUAUGGGUUGGGCAGGUGGACAGGCCAGUCAGGUGUUCAAGUACCUUGGGGUGCAACUGCAGUUGUGGUCCCUGGGCCCCUUGGGCACCUAGCCUCCAUAUGCAACAUGGGUGUCAAAUGGCACAUUGUUAUCCAGUUCUUAACACAACCAUUUUUAAAACUAACCAAAAAUAAACUCCUGAUGUAGUUCACUGAGGAUGUUAGAAAACAUUUUGAUCAUGAGGUGAUAACCCAAAAUGCAACAUUGUUUUGACCACCAAGCCAUAGGUUUCAGAGAAUGUAUCAUUACUUUUCACCUUUUCUUAUCAUUUCACAUUUGAUUUGAAACUCAAUUCUAACCUUUAAGGAAAUUUAUGUACCCCUUAAACCCAGAAGUGAUUAACAUGUGACUUCUCCCUAUUAAAUUAUCCAGCAAACAAGUUAUGAGAAUAUUCAAACUGAUCAGGUAUAAGUUUUCAUCUUAAUCUGACACCAAAAUCUCUAGCAGCUAAAGGAGAAAGUUAACAAUCAGAUCUUAAGGGUUAAGGGGCCAUUCUAAAACAUGGAAUCAUUUUCAACAAUGUUGAACACAAACAGAUAAAGACUACGUAAAAUAUGGGACUUGAUGUGUCCCAAAAGUUGCUCUCAAUGUGGGGCUACAGAUAGAAAGUGAAAAUCAAACAUACAAUAAAGUUGCAAAGAAAUUUUUGUUGCAAAUUCUUUAUUACUGACUUGAAUCUGCACAUAAUCAGGCUGUUACAACACAUCAAAAAGACUUGUGACUGGUGAAACUUCUACUAAUAGUACUGUUUCUUGAAAA
Molecule: messenger RNA, 4983 nt
Organism: Pocillopora damicornis (cauliflower coral)
Lineage: Eukaryota; Metazoa; Cnidaria; Anthozoa; Scleractinia; Pocilloporidae
Source: RefSeq, a predicted model, not a curated record